Molecule: messenger RNA, 3078 nt
Organism: Myripristis murdjan (pinecone soldierfish)
Lineage: Eukaryota; Metazoa; Chordata; Actinopteri; Holocentriformes; Holocentridae
Gene: cntn3a.2
Product: contactin 3a, tandem duplicate 2
Exons: 22
Coding region: 1-3078 (1025 amino acids)
Biological process (GO): axon guidance; cell-cell adhesion; brain development
Cellular component (GO): plasma membrane; axon
Molecular function (GO): cell-cell adhesion mediator activity
Source: RefSeq, a predicted model, not a curated record
AUGACGUUGCCAUGGAAACAGCUUCUACUGUUAUCAAUCAUCGACUAUCUGGCAGAUUGUCUGGAUAGCGGAUCGUAUCAUGGUCCAAGAUGGCGGAUGGAACCAGGUGACCUGUUCAUUCCAAUCGACUCUAUAGAUGAGGAAGCAACUCUGACCUGUGAUGCUAAAGGCAUUCCUCCGCCUCAGUACAGAUGGUCAUUGAAUGGGACGCUCAUAAAUCUGGGUCUGGAUCACCGGCGGCGUCUGUCUGGGGGCAACCUCAUUAUAAGGAGUCUGGACCAUUACCAGGAUGUAGGGAUGUACCAGUGUAUGGCCUACAACACUGUAGGAGCCAUCCUCAGCAGGAGAGCCAGUCUACAGUUUGCCUACUUGGAUCAUUUUAAAGUGCACACCAGAAGCGCAGUGUCAGUUCGAGAGGGACAAGGAGUGGUGUUGCUUUGUGGAACCCCCACAUCCUCAGGAGACCUUACUUAUGCAUGGGUCUUCAAUGAGUACCCAUACUUUGUUCAGCAAGACAAUCGGCGUUUUGUCUCUCAGGAGACAGGAAACCUGUAUAUUGCCAAGGUUGAACCCUCUGAUGUGGGUAACUACACGUGUGUGGUGAUGAACAGCAUCACAAAGGGCAAAGUUCACAGCUCACCUACAUCGCUGAUCCUGAGGACAGAUGGAGUGAUGGGUGAAUAUGAGCCGAAAAUAGAAGUUCAUUUCCCAGACAAUGUACCAGCCGCAAAAGGAUCAACAGUUACACUGGAGUGUUUUGCCCUUGGGAACCCCGUCCCGGAGAUCACCUGGAAGAGGGCCAAUGGUGUUCCUUUCCCCAGCAAAGUCAAGAUGAAGUACUCAAAUGCUGUGCUGGAGAUCCCCAGCUUCCAGCAGGACGACACGGGAGGCUACGAGUGCGUCGCUGAGAACAAGAUGGGCAAAAACACAGCCACUGGGCGACUGGCCUUUUAUGCCAAACCUCAGUGGAUCCAGACCAUGAAGGACACGGCCCUGGCCAUAGAGGAGAGGCUAAAUUGGGAGUGUCGGGCCAACGGGAAGCCGAAACCAUCCUAUACCUGGCUAAAGAAUGGCCAAGUGCUGGUCUCAGAGGACAGGAUCCGUGUAGAAGACGGAGUCCUGUCGGUGUCGGCCUUGACACUCUCUGAUGCCGGCAUGUACCAGUGUGUGGCUGAGAAUAAGCACGGUGUGAUAUAUUUUGGUGCUGAACUUAUGGUUUUAGCCUCUCCUCCAGACUUCACAGGGAACCUCCUCAGAGCUCUCCUCAAAGCCAAGGCAGGCACCACGGUCACAUUAGAGUGCAAACCCCAGGCCUAUCCCAUCGCCAGCAUAUUAUGGAAGAAAGGAAACUUGCCUAUUCACACCAAUGACAGGAUUACACUUUCUCCUGAUGGGACAUUGAGGCUUGCCAACGUGACCAAGUCUGAUGCCGGCAGCUAUACCUGCUUCGCUAGGAAUAGAUUUGGCAUGUCAAGUACAACUGGACGACUACUUGUUACUGAUCCAACCAGAAUUACCCAGGGGCCGGUGGACAUGGAGAUUAUUGUGGGCGAGAGCAUCGUGUUACCCUGUCAGGUCGCCAGUGACCCUGUCCUUGACGUUUCCUUCUCCUGGGCCUUCAAUGGACAGCUCAUCGCCAAGGGAGACAGUCACUUUGAGCUUGUGGGAGGGAGAGCAGCAGGGGAUCUGAUGAUCAGAAACAUUCAGCUUUACCAUGCUGGCAAAUAUAUCUGUGUGGUGGACACAGACGUAGAGAGCCUGUCAGCAGUGGCAGUAUUGAUUGUGAAAGGCCCCCCCAGCCCUCCGGAUGCGGUGAAAGUCGAGGAGGUGACAGACAGCACAGCCCAGCUGGCCUGGAGCCCCGGCAGAGACAACGGCAGCCCCAUCACCAACUACCUCAUCCAAACCAGGAACCCCUUCACUGUCGGCUGGCAGAGGGUGAACACAGUCCCUGAGGUGAUUGAUGGGAACACGCUGACAGCCACUGUAGUGGACCUCAAUGCCUGGGUGGAGUAUGAAUUUCGGGUGCUGGCUAGAAACAGCGUCGGAGUGGGAGAACCCAGCCCCAUUUCACUCAAGACCCGGACAGAGGAUGCAGUUCCUGAUGCAGCGCCAGGUGAAGUAGGCGGAGGGGGUGGCAGCCGAUCCGAGUUGGUCAUCACAUGGGAGCCUGUCCCUGAAGAACUGCAGAAUGGUGAGAGCUUUGGUUACAUCAUUGCUUUCCGUGCCUUUGGAGAGGUUACCUGGACCCAUGUGGCCACCUCUGCCCCGGGGGCAUCCCGCUAUGUGUACCGCAACGACAGCAUCGCGCCCUUCUCCCCGUUUCAUGUCAAGGUUGGAACUUACAACAGCAAAGGACAGGGUCCAUUCAGUCCUGUGGUCACUAUCUACUCUGCAGAGAUUGAGCCAAGCGGGAUGCCAGGGGGAGUUUGGGCCAGAAGUGUCUCAGCCUCUGAGAUUGAGGUGAACUGGCAGGCUCUUUCCUUCACCCCUGAAAGAGUUCUGGGCUAUGAGGUGGUGUACUGGGAGGAUGACACUAAACCAGAGACAAUGGGGAAAGUGAGAGUGCCCGGGAACCAGACUUCGGUCACUGUGAGUGGCCUGACAGGGAACACGCAGUAUUUCCUGACGGUCAGCGCCUUCAACACAGCGGGCACUGGCCCCUUCCUCCCUGCCAUUAACGCCACCACAAAAAAGCCACCACCAGCCCAGCCACCGCUGAAUAUCGAAUGGACCCUAAUUGGCUCUCACCUGUCUCUUUACUGGGAACCUGUGGUGGCAAUGGAAUCAGAGUCAGAGGUGACUGGGUACCAACUGUCAUACAAGAGACAGAGGCACAAAGAGGUAAACACGCUCACAAUAACCAAUUCAACAGCAGAGCUGACCCUCCCUGACGACGACGACUACAUCAUCCACAUCCAGUCGCUGAGUGAAGGAGGGCUGGGUCCAGCCUCCGAUCCCAUAAGAAUUCACCAACUAAGUAUGAGUGCCCGAGGCUCGACGGCCUGGAGUCUGGACGUCUCUCCCCUCUCUCUGCUCCUCACCACCGCAAUAUCAACAUUCAGGUCAACUUCAUGA